This is a messenger RNA of Cebus imitator (Panamanian white-faced capuchin), 3797 nucleotides long. It is a transcript of the gene MANBA, whose product is annotated as mannosidase beta. The record is from RefSeq and is a predicted model, not a curated record. The transcript has 17 exons. The coding region runs from base 130 to 2769 and encodes 879 amino acids. NCBI's taxonomy places the organism in Eukaryota, Metazoa, Chordata, Mammalia, Primates, Cebidae. Gene Ontology annotation, molecular function: beta-mannosidase activity. Gene Ontology annotation, biological process: glycoprotein catabolic process; carbohydrate metabolic process.
ACCUAGGGGCGGGGCGGGGGCGGGAACCUAAAGUCUCGGCUCCUUUCCAGUGGGUGAAUGGCUUCCCCGCCGGUCCCUUGAAGCGUUGCCUUUCGAUCCCUCCAGAUCUCUGGGGCGCGGGUCCCCAAGAUGCGCCUCCACCUGCUCCUGCUGCUCGAGCUGUGCGGUGCAGGCCCCACCGCCGCGGCGCUCAGCUUCAGCUUGCGGGGAAACUGGAGCAUCUGCAAUGGUAACGGCUCGCUCGAGCUGCCCGGGGCGGUCCCCGGCUGCGUGCACAGCGCCUUGUUCCAGCAGGGCCUGAUCCAGGAUUCUUACUACAGAUUUAAUGACCUUAACUACAGAUGGGUCUCUUUGGAUAACUGGACCUAUAGCAAAGAAUUUAAAAUCCCCUUUGAAAUUAGCAAAUGGCAAAAAGUAAAUUUGGUUCUUGAGGGAGUGGAUACAGUUUCAAAAAUCUUGUUCAAUAAAGUCACUAUUGGGGAAACAGACAAUAUGUUCAAUAGAUAUAGCUUUGAUAUUACCAGUGUGGUCAGGGACGUGAACUCCAUUGAGCUGCGUUUCCAGUCAGCGGUGUUGUAUGCAGCACGGCAGAGCAAAGCUCACACUCGCUACCGGGUACCCCCAGACUGCCCUCCACUUGUGCAGAAGGGCGAAUGCCACGUCAACUUUGUUCGGAAGGAGCAAUGUUCCUUUAGUUGGGACUGGGGACCUUCCUUUCCUACACAGGGAAUCUGGAAAGAUGUUAGAAUUGAAGCCUAUAAUAUUUGUCACCUGAACUACUUCACAUUUUCCCCAAUAUAUGAUAAGAGUGCCCAGGAGUGGAAUCUUGAAAUAGAGUCUACAUUUGAUGUUGUCAGUUCAAAGCCAGUUGAUGGUCAAGUGAUCAUAGCCAUCCCUAAAUUGGAAACACAACAGACGUACAAUAUUGAACUUCAACCUGGGAAAAGGAUUGUUGAGCUAUUUGUGAACAUUAGCAAGAAUAUUACUGUAGAAACUUGGUGGCCUCAUGGACAUGGAAACCAGACUGGGUACAACAUGACUGUUCUUUUUGAACUGGAUGGAGGCUUAAAUAUUGAAAAAUCAGCUAAGGUUUACUUUAGGACAGUGGAACUUAUAGAAGAGCCUAUAAAAGGGUCUCCUGGUUUGAGUUUCUAUUUCAAAAUUAAUGGAUUUCCCAUAUUUCUAAAAGGUUCAAACUGGAUCCCACCAGAUUCAUUCCAGGACCGAGUAACCUCUAAGUUGUUACAGCUCCUUUUGCAGUCUGUUGUGGAUGCUAACAUGAAUACUCUUCGGGUUUGGGGAGGAGGAAUUUAUGAGCAGGAUGAAUUCUAUGAACUCUGUGAUGAACUAGGAAUAAUGGUGUGGCAGGAUUUUAUGUUUGCCUGUGCCCUUUAUCCAACUGAUCAAGACUUCCUGGAUUCAGUGAGAGCAGAAGUUUCUUACCAGAUCAAGAGACUGAAAUCUCAUCCCUCUAUCAUCAUAUGGAGUGGCAAUAAUGAAAAUGAGGCAGCGCUGAUGAUGAAUUGGUAUCAUAUCAAUUUCACUGACCGGCCAACCUAUAUCAAGGACUAUGUGACACUCUAUGUGAAAAACAUCAGAGAGCUUGUAUUGGCAGGAGACAAGAGUCGUCCUUUUAUUACAUCCAGUCCUACAAAUGGGGCUGAAACUGUUGCAGAAGGCUGGGUCUCUCAGAACCCUUAUAGCAAUUAUUUUGGUGAUGUACAUUUUUAUGACUAUAUCAGUGAUUGCUGGAACUGGAAAGUUUUCCCAAAAGCUCGAUUUGCAUCUGAAUAUGGGUAUCAGUCCUGGCCAUCCUUCAGUACAUUAGAAAAGGUCUCAUCUACAGAGGACUGGUCUUUCAAUAGCAAGUUUUCACUUCAUCGACAACAUCACGCAGAUGGUAACAAACAAAUGCUUCAUCAGGCUGGACUUCAUUUCAAACUCCCCCAAAGCACAGAUCCAUUACGCACAUUUAAAGAUACCAUCUACCUUACUCAGGUGAUGCAGGCCCAGUGUGUCAAAACAGAAACUGAAUUCUACCUCCGCAGUCGCAGUGAGAUAGUGGAUCAGCAAGGGCACACCAUGGGGGCACUUUAUUGGCAGUUGAAUGACAUCUGGCAAGCUCCUUCCUGGGCUUCUCUUGAGUACGGAGGAAAGUGGAAAAUGCUUCAUUACUUUGCUCAGAAUUUCUUUGCUCCACUGCUGCCAGUAGGCUUUGAGAAUGAAAACAUAUUCUAUAUCUAUGGUGUGUCAGAUCUUCACUCGGAUUAUACGAUGACACUCACUGUGAGAGUCCAUACUUGGCAUUCCCUGGAGCCCGUGUGCUCUCGUGUGACUGAACAUUUUGUGAUGAAAGCAGGAGAGGCUGUCUGCCUCUAUGAGGAACCAGUGUCUGAAUUGCUGAGGAGAUGUGGGAAUUGCACACGGGAAAGCUGUGUGGUUUCCUUUUACCUUUCAGCUGACCAUGAACUCCUGAGCCCGACCAACUACCACUUCCUGUCCUCACUGAAGGAGGCCAUGGGGCUCUGCAAGGCACAGAUCACUGCCAUCAUCUCUCAGCAAGGUGACAUAUUUGUUUUUGAUCUGGAGACUUCAGCUGUCGCUCCCUUUGUUUGGUUGGAUGUAGGAAGCAUCCCAGGGAGAUUUAGUGACAAUGGUUUCCUCAUGACUGAGAAGACACAAACUAUAUUAUUUUACCCUUGGGAGCCCACCAGCAAGAGUGAGUUGGAGCAAUCUUUUCAUGUGACCUCCUUAACAGAUAUUUACUGAAGGAAUCUAGGUUGUAUUUUCAGUGGACAAGGGAAAUAAAGCAUUUCUAAAGAACUGGUUGGAGAGGAAGACAACAGAGACAAGGAGAGAAGCCGAGAGACACGUCUGCUUGCUGCCACGCCUCUGAGCGAUUGGUCUGUGAAGAGUUGUACACUGAACAAUUUCAGGGGAAGCUGUUAACCCAGGCGAUAUCCUCAAACAAGCCUGUGCCUGGGAGUCCUGGAAUCUGUGCUGGGACUGUGUUUUUAGCCCUUCACCUCUCAGCUUUAGCAAGACAUGGACUCGUUAUAAUAAGAUGGCCCUGCAGGGGGUCACAAGAAUGUGACAUGGCAGGAUCCGUGGAACCAAAGGGAAGGUUUCCAGGUGAUAGAGGUUUCAUAGUUGGCUUUGGGGCAUACUGAAUUCUCAAAUGAAGUGCUUUGUCCUUAUUUCAGAGGGAAAUGGAGGUUGAAAUGUUACAACAAAGAUUUCUUGGUGGUAGCCAUGUUGAUAGACAAUUUAGGAGGUUGAUUGUUGCUAUUUGAUUACUUUUUGGGGUAGGACACUUUUUUCAUUUAUGGGUUUUGUUAUAAGAUAUUGUUUUAACAACAACUUCUUUUUUUAAAGGCUGAUAGAGUGAUCUUCCUUUGAAAAAUAUGCUCACAUGGAAAUGAAUGUCACUGAUAUUACUGGAAAUUUCUGGGGGUCCUGACAUUGGUCAUCACCUAUGAUAGUGUGUGGGCUUUACACUUUUCUAAAUCCAAUAUGCUUUCCAAUGCAAAGCCUGCAAAUUGGAUUUAAACUUGUGGACCAUGGCAGCAAAAUGGUGUUCCUUUUAGCUUGAGUUUAAAUAAUUUUAUUUAUAUCGACUAAUUUUAAAUUGCAAUAGAAUUGUCUUAUUAUACAUUACUAUGUUUAUAAAAUUACAUUGAUGAUAAUGCAAAUGAGGCAAAAUGUUAAUAAGUAGCUAUUUGGGUAAAGGUAUAUGGGUAUUUUUCUAUAAGUGUGAAAUUACAUAAAAAUAAAAAUUACAUACAUUACAUUGACAA